Molecule: messenger RNA, 3919 nt
Organism: Bradysia coprophila
Lineage: Eukaryota; Metazoa; Arthropoda; Insecta; Diptera; Sciaridae
Gene: ChAT
Product: Choline acetyltransferase
Biological process (GO): neuromuscular synaptic transmission; acetylcholine biosynthetic process
Cellular component (GO): neuron projection; cytoplasm
Molecular function (GO): choline O-acetyltransferase activity
Source: RefSeq, a predicted model, not a curated record
CGAUAUUGUGGAUUACAUAACAGUGAAAAAUCGUUGAAACGAGAGCGAAAAAAUUUCAUUGAAUCGGAACAUUUUUGGUGGUACAUUUUCCAAAUUUAUUUAUUGAAUAACGCAAAUAGGACCGUGGCGUCAUCGGAAGGUCCUAGUGGUGGUGAAUCCGCCCUGUUUUCGAAAUUAGGUGGUGCCUUUUUCGGUGGUCCUAAUUCACCCCAAAAGGUUAUUGCCAACGUACGCGGAAUACUCGCCAAUCGUUUGACUGGAGCUAUCCCAGAUACAGGAUGGAUGCAAUCGAUUCAGAAAAAAUGGUUGUCAACAGCGGGGGCUACCGACGAGCAUGGAUUUCCAGAAGAUCUGCCAAAGGUACCGGUACCGCCUUUAGAACAGACAAUGACUGAAUAUCUUCGUGCUCUUGAACCAGUUUUAACGCAACAGCAACAUGACAAAACGAAAAUGAUUGUAAAGAAUUUCAUUAGCGGCCUGGGACCGAUUCUUCACGAGUAUUUGCAAGAGAAAAGGGAGAACGAAGACAAUUGGGCAUAUAACUACUGGCUUAAUGACAUGUACAUGGAUGUUCGCAUUCCACUGCCAAUAAACUCCAAUCCAGGUAUGGUUCUACCACCCAGAAAAUUCACCACAGUUCAUGAUGUAGCACGAUUCGCUGCUCAGGUUAUCGACGGAAUUAUGAAGCAUAAGGAAAACAUUGAUAGCGGAAAACUGCAAAAGGAACGUUGUGCAUCUAGGGAAAAGGGUCAACCAUUAUGUAUGGCUCAAUACUACCGACUUCUGGGAUCUUGCAGACGCCCAGGCGAUCCAAAAGACAGUCAAUAUCUUCCAGAGCCGAGAAGUGAUCAACAUGUAAUUGUUUGUUGCCGAAAUCAGAUGUACUGUGUCCCUGUUAAAGCUGCAGAUCGUGGUCAACUCACCGAAGACGAAAUAGCGUCUCAGCUGUUAUACCUCCUGUCCGAUGCACCGUGUCUUCCAUCGAAACCAGCGCCAGUUGGUCUACUUACCGCCGAACCACGAAGUUUGUGGGCCAGAGAUCGUCAAGUGCUACUUCAGGAAGAACCGAAUCGUCGGAUUAUCGAACUUAUCGAACAAGCUUUAUGCUUAGUUUGCUUGGACGAAUCGUUACCGACGACAUUCAACGCAAAUGGGUUUAUUGGUGCUACUGCGGCUGGACAUGUUUCUAGUGGUCGUGACGAAAGUAAUAUGGCACAUCAAAUGAUCCAUGGCGGUGGAAGUGAGUGUAACUCAGCCAAUAGAUGGUUCGAUAAAACGAUGCAGAUAAUCAUCUGUAAUGAUGGCACUUGGGGAUUGUGCUAUGAACAUUCAACAUCGGAAGGCAUUGCUGUAGUUUUACUGCUGGAACAAAUAUUGCAUAACAUCGACAAUAUGGCACCACGUGAGGACGGUGUACCUUUGCAACAUCUACCACCGCCAGAACGGUUGGAAUGGGUUAUAUCACCGGAAAUAACAAAACGCUUGGCCGAAGCAGCAGUGAGCUUUGAUAAGCGUAUCGAAGAUUUAGACUUUUAUGUUUACCGCUACAAGAACUACGGUAAGAAUUUCAUCAAAAGUUGUCAAGUCAGUCCAGACGUUUACAUUCAAUUGGCCUUGCAAUUGGCAUAUUUCAAGUUGUAUGGACAUGUGGUAACGACUUACGAGAGUGCAUCGACCCGACGAUUCCUGUUGGGUCGUGUUGACUGCAUUCGGUCGGCUAGUACAGAAGCCUUAGAAUGGGCUAAGGCAAUGUGUCAGGGUGAGGGAGCCAAUGUUAACUUGGAAAGUGACAAAGAAGAUGAAGUAGACGGGAGAAAGGUCAAAUUUAAUAUUUACAGCCGUGAAAAUCUUCAAGAACUGUUUCGUUGCGCUGCUGCUCGUCAAACUGAAAUUAUGGUUCAGAAUAUCUUAGGCCAUGGACUCGAUAUACCCUUGCUAGGUCUGCGUGAAGCGUGCAAAGACAAAGGUGAACCGAUGCACGAGUUGUUCACCGACGAAAGCUAUAAAAUCAGUCAAUGUUUCUUAUUGUCAACGAGCCAGGUCGCCUGUUCCACCGACAGUUUUAUGGGUUAUGGCCCAGUAACACCAAAAGGUUACGGAUGUUCAUACAAUCCAAAACCGAACGAAAUUGUCUUUUGCGUUUCGGCAUUUUAUUCGGCCCAUCAUACGAGUGCGUCAAGGUAUGCAAAAUCACUACAGGAUGCAUUGGAUGCGAUGAAAGGUUUAUUAAGUGAGGACACGUAAGUAACCAAAUAAAAAACGAAAUCGGAACCAUUGCAGAGUAUUAUGCCACAAUUGAUUUAGUGUUUAAAUUGUGUAGAAAAAUUGAGACAACAAAAGUAAGCUUUCAGAGUAGAUGUCGUUAAAGAAACGUAGAUUGAAUUUAGUAGAAUUUAAAUUAAUCAAAGAUCAAUUUUGGGACAUAAAGCCAUUUUUGGCGGGUUUUAUCGAUUUAUUUUGAAACUGGUAAUCACAUAUCAAUUUUUUGAAAGAGAUUUAACUUUAGACAUCGUACCUUGUCCGCCCUUUAAAAGCAGUUAUACUAACGCUUUACAGUCGUUUCUUUCAAUUAAUUAUCCGACCUCAUCUACCAACCUGCAGGACCAGCUGUUGAAAAGCAAUAUCAUCAUUAACUGUUACACAGGAAUUUGUUGAGUCUAUGAUUAUUCUUUGAAUAUUUUUCGAAUUAACAUAGGUCUCACACCGAAAUUUGUCAGUUAAUUUGACUGAUUUUGAGGCGCUAAAUUGACAAAUCGAUAUUGAUCUUGCUUGAUACAGUUCAUUCGAUCGACGAUGUGACUCAAUGGUUGGAUACAAACGGGAUUUUUUUUUGACAAUUGUUGACUUCGGGAAACUGUCAGUUCCAAUGUGUUAAACUUAUUACGUUGGCUACGAGCCCCCAAGCAGAUUACGAGCGCUGAUACACAUGUUCGCUAGUAAGUGAUAAAAUCAGGGGCUCGUAACAAAAAAAAAGAAGGGUCUCGUAACUGCCCUGUUUACUCUAACAAAACAAAAGUUGAGAAAAUCGAUUCACUCGUUUGUCUAAUUUUUGGAAGGCAGUUCUGUCGAUUUUAAUAAGGUCGUUGGUUAGGUAGAUUAUUAUUGUCAAUAACUCAACCUACACACUGGGAGGUAAGUUUUUAGUUAUACAUAAAAAAGAAAAAAAGUCUCUCAAAAAAUUAGCACAUUGUUACGAUUUGUGCAAGUAUUACUGUUUUGCACAUGUAAAAUGUUGCAUUUUUGUUUCUACUUCAUUUCUUUGAUUCUUCUCUUUUACCAUUUGAAAUAACAUUGUAAAAGAGAGUACUCAGAGAAACGAAGUUUGACAGUAAUAAUGACAUUUUAUUGUUCUUCGAUUGGUUUUUUUUCCUGUCGGCGAAAUUUUUUUUGAAUCGGGGUCGUCAUUUUUGUUUCCGGACGUUUAUGUUGCUAUCGAUAGGGAAUUUCAAGGUGAUCAUUUCGUAGAAGAAGUUUUUUUUUUAACUACCUCUCCGACUCGGGACGACUCUAAGAAAAUUUGAAAUUUUAAAAUCAUGCCUUUUUCAGAAAACGUUUCCCCGAAAUCGAAUGACCCGAUCGGUUUUGAUCUAAUGGUAGUUUAUAGAGAUUUGACAGGCGAUUCUAAUAAAAGUAUCGUCGGGUCGAAAGGUUGUAGCUGUGAGUCAGGGUGUGGCAUCGAAGUCCAAUUUUAUGGUUUUUUUAAUGAGCGCCCCAACCGAUUUUUCAUUUUAUUGGCUUAAAAUGAAGGCUAGCACAUCCCAUUUGACAUACCAAAAAAUUUGGAGGGGGUUUUUCAAUUGUUUUUUUUUUAAUCUUAAACAACUUUCUUGUGGGGGUGCCCAGAUUACUGAGAUUUUUUAAUGGAAAUGUAUGGAAAGAAAUGAAAGUAGAUAAGUAGGUAUGGCCAGUCCAUACAAGU